Neofelis nebulosa (Clouded leopard) is the source of this 4232-nucleotide messenger RNA. RefSeq names its product zinc finger protein 260-like. Lineage: Eukaryota; Metazoa; Chordata; Mammalia; Carnivora; Felidae. The record is from RefSeq and is a predicted model, not a curated record. The transcript has 5 exons. Gene Ontology annotation, biological process: regulation of transcription by RNA polymerase II. The coding region runs from base 420 to 2381 and encodes 653 amino acids. Gene Ontology annotation, molecular function: RNA polymerase II cis-regulatory region sequence-specific DNA binding; DNA-binding transcription factor activity.
CCUCGCCCCGCCCCGCCCCGCGCAGCCUGCCCUUACCGUGCAGCCUGCUCUUACCGUGCAGCGCCGAGCUCUUCCCUGCCCGCUAACGCUACUUAUCCCGGGAAAGCUCGUGCGGGGCGGGGGAGCAGACCCAUAGACUAAAAGUGAAACUUAAGCAGCGCUGGCAAGGCUGCUGGCUGGUGCCUUUCCCCCUCCUGCCUCCCCGCCGUCGCCACGCCCUCCGCUGAGAGCUGGAGGCCGACGUCAGGGGCAGGAUUCCUGACUACGCUUGCAGGCAUCUGUCCAGGUAACUAAGGUGAGCAGUUUACUUUUGAAGAGGCUCUUCCAGUGGGUAUAAAGGCAUUUUCCCCUGAUGCAGCAGUGAUUUCUUCACAAAUAUCUUCUGAGAAAGAAAUCUAGAGAACGAGGUGAAAGAAGAAAUGGCCAGUCCUCAGGAACUGCUGACCUUCAAGGAUGUGGCCAUAGAAUUCUCUCAGGAAGAGUGGGGUUUCCUGAACCACAGUCAGCGGGAGCUCUAUAGAGAUGUGAUGUUAGAGAACUAUGGACACCUCCUCCUCUUGGGUCUUGUGUCAAAACCAGACCUGGUCAACUUCUUGGAGCAAAAGAAGGAGGCUUGGGAUGUGAAUGGAAAGGGGACAGUAGCCACACAUCCAGCUGUAUCUUCACAUGGCACCCUGAGCUUCCUGCCAAGGUCUUGCAUACAAGCUUCUUUUCAAAACAAGUCAAUGGGGAGAUACAAACACAGCACCCUUGAGAAUUUACACUUAAUGAUAGACUGGGACAAUGAUGGUGAAAGUGAAGGGCAUCAAGGAUAUCAUGAAGGACAUAUCCAAACUGAGACAAGUGCCCAUAAUAAGAAUCUCAGUGCCCAAAAUGGUGAAGAAUAUAAAGCAUUUUGGAAAAACCUUUUUAAGUCCAGCACUUCAGCAGCGCCAUGUGUUUCUAUAAGCAAAAGCUCAAAUCAAGUAUUGAAACAUACAUAUUUAUGGAAUGAAAAUUUGGAAGAUGUGGAAACUUACCUAGUGAAUGCUGAAAAUUAUUUGAACUAUUUUGAAAAUAGAAUUAUAUUGACCUUUCAGUCCAAUAUUUCUGAAAGUCAGAGAUUUCAAGAUGAAGAAAAAAGUGCUAAGUGGCAUAAAUUUGGGAGGUCCUUUACCGAGCAGUUGACCCCACAAACUUACCAGAGCACUUAUAAUGAAGACACAAUUGUUCAAUGCAGUCAAUAUGAGAAAAAAUUUAACCACACCUCAAAUGUUAACAAACAUCUGAGGAGUCAUUUUCCAGAGAAGCAUUUUGAAUAUAAUAAAUGUGGGGAAGAUUUUUAUCAAAGCUCAAAACUUAUUAUACAUAAUAAGAAUAAGUAUAUGAGAGAGAAUCCUCAUAAAUAUAAUGAAUAUGAGAAAGCUCUUAACCAGUUCUCCAAUGUUGGUGAUCAUCAGAGGACUCAUGUGGGGAAAAACACAUACAGAUGUCAUAAACCUGGGAACAGGUUUAGUCAGUCAUCAAGACUAACUAUACAUAAGACAAUUGAAACUGGAGAAAAUAGGUACAUUUGUAAGGAAUGUGGCAAAACCUUUGACUCACACUCAAAACCAACUCAACAUCAGCAAAUACUUACUGGGGAGAAACCUUACAAAUGUGAAGAAUGUGGUAAAGCCUUUAAGGACGGCUCAUCACUAAAUGGACAUAGGCGAAUCCAUACUGGAGAAAAACAUUACAAAUGUAAAGAAUGUGGCAAGGCCUUUACCCAUCGCUCAAGCCUUACUCAACAUCACAGAAUUCAUACUGGAGAGAAACCAUAUAGAUGUAAAGAAUGUGGUAAGGCCUUUAACCAGUACUCAAAAGUUAUUCAACAUCACAGAAUUCAUACUGGAGAAAAACCUUACAAAUGUAAAAAAUGUGGCAAGGCCUUUAACCUGCAUUCAAACCUUACUCAACAUCACAGAAUUCAUACUGGAGAAAAACCUUAUCAAUGUAAAGAAUGUGGCAAGGCCUUUAACCAGCACUCACACCUUACUCAACAUCACAGAAUUCAUACUGGAGAGAAACCUUACAAAUGUAUAGAAUGUGGCAAGGCUUUUAAGAGGCACUCAAAUCUUAUUCAACAUCACAGAAUCCAUACUGGAGAGAAACCUUACAAAUGUAAAGAAUGUGGCAAAGUCUUUAAUGGUUAUUCACAACUUACUAUACAUCACAGAAUCCAUACUGGAGAGAAACCUUAUGACUGUAAAAAAUGUGGCAAGGCCUUUAAACACCAAUCAAACCUUACUCAACAUCACAGAAUCCAUACUGGAGAGAAACCCUACGACUGUAAAGAAUGUGGCAAGGCUUUUAACCAGCACUCAAACCUUAUUCGACAUCAAAGAAUUCACAUUAUAUAGAGACCUUUAAAAUGAAAGAACCUGGCAAAGCCUUUACCCAGGACUCAAGCCUUACUCAACUAUCGCAGAAAUCAAAGUGGGGAAAAUCUUUACCAAUGUAAAAAAAUGUGGGAAGGCCUUUAAUCACUGUUCCACCUUUAGUCAUUAUCAGAAUUCAUACUGGAGCAAACCUUACAGAUUUUAAAACUGUGAGAAUUUGUAAGGAUGUUCAACACUUACUCCACAUCAGAGAAUUAAUAUUAGAGAUUAAUGAUACACAUGUAAAGACUGUUAUAAGAUGCUUAAGCUGUGUAAACCCUGAUUCCUGACCACAGAAUGUGUCCUAGAGAUGAUCUUACAAUAUAAAAUAUUUGGCACGCCCUUUAAUCCAUGUUUAAGUCUCAAUUGACACCAGAGAAUUCAUACUAGAGGGAAACUCUAUAAAUAGGAAAAAUGUGGUAACAUUUUUCGGACUGCUUCAGCCUUACUUAGCAUCACAGAGUUCAUUCCGAGGAGAAGCAUCACAAAAUGCAAAGAAUGUGGCAAACCUCUAGCUGAAACUCACAAUGUACUUAACAUCACAGUUAUGAUACAAGAAAAAAACUGUAAAAUGUAAAGACAGUAGCCUAGCCUUUAAUUGCCAUUCGAUCGUUAUUCAUGAGUACCCCAAAAUGAACGCUUGGUUCAAUCCCUACAAAUGUAGUGAAUUAGCAAAGACCUUCAUUUUAAAUAUAAACUUUAGAAAACAUCAAAAAAAAAAGUAACUUGGAAGAUAUAAAUAUUUAGAAAUGUAUGUAAUUGAAUAUCAAAUGUCACAAAUUCACAGAAAGCAGCACAUCAGUCACUCUAUUCAGACAUUACAUCAAAAGAUUUAUAAGGAAUAAUGCAAAGUUCAAUACUUAGAAAAUGUAUAUGCUAUUUUGUUUCAAAAGAUAGAAGAGAUAGAUUUUUGCAUAGGUAUAAUUUCAAUAUGUUUUUGUUUUACAUUGACCUUCUUUAAGAUUUGUGACUAGCAAAUAUUAGUGUAUUUCUAGUUUCAUAUCAUUCUAGAAAAUUCAUUUAUUCUUAGGGAGGUGUAAAAGUGUGUGGCUGAUUGUUGCUGCAUCAAAGAUAUGAGAUGCCCUUCCUUAGGUGGGACUCACGCAUAUCUAAUUUUCCAUGGAAGAUGAAAGACAAUAUGAUGUGCAAUAUGUGUAGAAAAUCUAAAUGGAGAUGCUAUUUGUGGGUUAUAAUAUUGAAGGAAUUUCGUGAAAGAGGUGUUCAAAGCAUCAUCCUUCUCCAUUUAUUAAAACUAACCACAGUUCUCAGUGUUAGAAAUAAAAUAUUUUACUAAUUGGUCUCUAAGGAAAAAGAGGUGGCAGUCUAGUAAAGUACUGAUGAAAUUUCAUAAUAACAAUAGAAAUAGAGAAUAUGAAUCAAUGUGGUUGGAAUGAAAUCUUCACAGAUAUCACAAAGAGGAUAGCUAACUCUUUCCUAAAGUGGCAUAGGAUUGUACAUUCACAUUUUUUAAGAAUAACUUUAGGUUUGGAAGAGGUUUAGUAUGCAAAAUUAAGCUGUUAACAACUGAAAGUAGACUAUUAUGUUUUCUUUAAGCCUCAUGGUAACCAUAAAAUAAAAACCUGUAGUAGAUACACAAAAGAUAAAAGGAUAGAAGUACACCUCGAUAGAAAUCAUCAAAUCACAAAUGUAAAGAGCAAAUGAAUAAGAAAGGGCAGAUAAUUCUAAAACAGCCAAAAAACAAUGAAAAUAAUGUUUCCAGAAUUCGAUGUGUGUGGGAAAAUACUGUUGAAUAAAAGUUGUAAUUUACUGUAACAAGUAGCCAAUAGUUUAUCAAAACCAACUUGUACAGGCUAAUAAAUCUUUUCUACAGUA